This is a messenger RNA of Impatiens glandulifera, 982 nucleotides long. RefSeq names its product chitinase 2-like. The transcript has a single exon. The record is from RefSeq and is a predicted model, not a curated record. Gene Ontology annotation, biological process: carbohydrate metabolic process. Lineage: Eukaryota; Viridiplantae; Streptophyta; Magnoliopsida; Ericales; Balsaminaceae. The coding region runs from base 2 to 919 and encodes 305 amino acids.
AAUGGCUUCUAGGUUUUCAAGCUCCCCAUUCCUCAUUCUAAAUUCAUUCAUCAUUCUUUUGUUAACUGCUAGCACCCAAGCAAACUCAAACAUCUUUCGUGCUUACAUCGGUGCCCAAUUCAGCAAUAUUAAGUUCUCCGAUGUACCCAUAAACUCUAAUGUUCAAUUCCAUUUCAUUCUCGCAUUUGCCAUCGACUACACAACAAGUUCAUCAUCUCCAUCCCCUACAAACGGAAGGUUCAAUAUCUUCUGGGAUGCAGCUAACCUAUCACCUUCCCAAGUGUCCUCCAUCAAAACCAAGCACCCAAAUGUUCGUGUUUCCUUGGCCUUGGGAGGGGCCACCGUAGGGAAUUCCUCGGUUUUCUUUAAACCAUUGUCUAUCGAUUCUUGGGUAGCUAACGCAGUUUCCUCCCUCACGAGGAUCAUCGAGGACUAUCACUUGUCGGGCAUAGACAUAGACUACGAGCAGUUUGAAGCGGACCCGAACAUCUUUGCAGAAUGCAUUGGGCGGCUAAUAAGGACACUCAAGAGAAACAGAGUCAUCUCGUUUGCUUCUAUAGCUCCAUUUGAUGAUAGCCAAGUUCAAAGACAUUAUUUGGCAUUGUGGAGGAGAUAUGGUGAUGUGAUUGAUUAUGUUAAUUUUCAAUUCUAUGCAUAUGAUAGAAAAACCACUAUAUCACAAUUCUUGACAUUUUUUGAGUCUCAAAGAUUGAACUACAAUGGUGGCAAAGUCUUGGUUAGUUAUAUAAGCGACGGAAGCGGUGGGCUAUCGCCGGAAAACAACUUCUUUACGGCUUGUGAGAGGCUCAAACGUGAGAACAAGCUUUAUGGGAUCUUUGUUUGGUGUGCCGACGAUUCGAAAAAGAAUGGUUUUCGAUACGAGAAUCGGUCCCAGCAGCUCCUAGCAAGCUCGAACUAGAAAUAAGUCUAGUGGUUUUUAGUUUUGAUUCAUAGCUUAGUAAGUAUCAGCAUAAUUUUUAUG